Messenger RNA from Parastagonospora nodorum SN15, 723 nucleotides. RefSeq lists its product as hypothetical. Gene Ontology annotation, molecular function: phosphatidylcholine lysophospholipase A1 activity. Bases 1 to 723 code for a protein of 240 amino acids. NCBI's taxonomy places the organism in Eukaryota, Fungi, Ascomycota, Dothideomycetes, Pleosporales, Phaeosphaeriaceae. The record is from RefSeq and is a predicted model, not a curated record. The transcript is spliced from 2 exons.
AUGAUCUACCUCCAACCCCUCAUCCUCUCAACGCUGGCCGCUACAGCUACCGCAAUGGCCGCUGAUAUAAACAUCCGCUACAUGCCCUUUGGCGACAGCAUCACUGACGAUGUCUGCUGGCGCUUCAAACUCUGGGAAAGACUUCAAGGCACUGAAUUCGCGUCCGUCAGCUUUGUGGGCUCCUCGACCCAUGAUAGAAACUGCACGGAUACAAAGUACGAUCGGAACCAUGAGGGUCACUCGGGCUUUCUUGCCGUGGAGAUUGCGAAGCAGAACCAGUUGGAGGGAUGGUUGAAGGCGAAUCCGGCAGAUGUGAUUACCAUGCAUUUGGGCACGAAUGAUAUCGUGCACAUGACUUUGACAUCAGACAUCAUCGCGGCGUAUACAAAGUUGGUUGCCACGAUGCGAUCGUGCAAUCCGAGGAUGAAGAUUGUCGUCGCACAGAUCCUGCCCGUCGACCUCGGCGGGGCCUACAACGCACAUAUCCAAGAAUUAAACGCUGCUAUUCCGUCAUGGGCAAAAAGUUUGAAUCAGACCAAGAGCCCAAUAUGGGUCGUGGAUCAGUAUACUGGAAUUGUGUCGAGCGACCUCAGAGAUGGAGUUCAUCCGAGCGAUAGCGGGGACGAGAAGAUGAUGAAUGUGUGGUAUCCAGCUCUUAUGCAGGCAUUUAUGGCGGUGAAGGCGGAGAAGAGCGCGAGAAGAGAGAUAGGGUUUGAGGCGUAG